AUGCCUGUCGCCGAGAGCCCUCACAAUGUUCAAACAACGUUGACCUUCAGUAAAGAGAACGAAGACGGUUCUGCUCCACCUCCAAUGUACAUUGGGAAACCGGAAAGCUACAAGAGGCCGACCACUACUCUUCCUGCGACGAUCCAUGAUAUUAGCGGCCAUGAACUCGACUAUACACUUGAUAGUCAUGGAUUCCAAUUCUAUACCCACGAAAGCAAAUUGAAGGAUUUUCUUGAUGAGGAGAGGAUUAGAGCAGAGUACUACCCAGAAACAGAGCAGCUGCUUCACGACGUUACCGGUGCCACUCGGUUCUGCGUCUUUGACCACACCGUCCGUCAAGCCUCACAAGACUGGACGACUGAGAGAGAUGCCCGUGGUCCCGUCCAACGUGUCCACAUCGAUUCGUCUUACGCAGGGGCCGAGGCCAGAGUCCGCUACCAUUUUCCCGAUGAAGCAACAGAGCUUCUCAAACACCGCUACCAGAUGAUCAGCGUCUGGCGUCCGAUCAAGACCAUUCUGAAAGACCCACUGGCGGUCGCAGAUGCACACUCCACGCCAGAAUCGGAUCUUUUCCCUGUCAAGAUUCAUUUCCCGGACCGAGAAGUGGAGGGGUGGGCCGUGAAAGCUGAUCCACAACUCAAGUGGUACUAUCGCUACAAACAACCCCCGGACAUGGUCACUUUGAUCAAACUUUUCGAUUCCAAGCUUGACGGUAGGGCGCGCCGGGUGCCCCAUACUGCUUUUGUGAAUCCUGCGACAGAGCAUGAGGCACCUAGGGCAAGUAUCGAGCUGAGGGCUCUUAUCUUUCAUCCUGAUGACCCUAAUUAA
Messenger RNA from Aspergillus bombycis, 828 nucleotides. RefSeq lists its product as uncharacterized. The record is from RefSeq and is a predicted model, not a curated record. The transcript has 2 exons. NCBI's taxonomy places the organism in Eukaryota, Fungi, Ascomycota, Eurotiomycetes, Eurotiales, Aspergillaceae. Gene Ontology annotation, molecular function: oxidoreductase activity. Bases 1 to 828 code for a protein of 275 amino acids.